This is a messenger RNA of Linum trigynum, 1210 nucleotides long. The record is from the annotation of a GenBank genome assembly. NCBI's taxonomy places the organism in Eukaryota, Viridiplantae, Streptophyta, Magnoliopsida, Malpighiales, Linaceae.
AAAAUAACAAAACUAAGAGCACGAUAAGUAGCCAUCAACCUAAUUCCUUGGAAAGUAAGAGUAACUUUAUUGUUGCAAACAAGAGGCCCAAAAUUUAGAUCCACUGCAACAAUUUCAAACUUUUUUCCUUAGAAAGAUGGAAUUAGUUUGAGUGGUGGUUUUUAGGUGAGGCAAAACUUCAGUGACCAUAUAUGUAAAUAUGUAAUUGAUCUUCACUCUACUUUAGUGACCAUAUAUGGAAGGACAGGCGCCUGUUUCCGCCAGCCAUGCAAACUUUUGGCAUCCCAAAAGAAAGAGAAUCAACUGACUGAUCCCAAGCUAGCUAAAAUCGGAUAUGGUUUUCAACAGCCAACAGCUUCAUCAGAGCUCAGAGUCCUCCUCAUCGUCACCAGCGUCCAACGGCAGCGGCACGCCUUCGUUGCCGGGAAAUCACAGCCACCACCAGCUGGCGGCGGAGGUGCCGAAGAAGCGGACCGGGAGGAGGGUUUUCAGGGAGACGCGCCACCCGGUGUACCGAGGCGUGAGGCGCCGGAAAGGCAACAAGUGGGUCUGCGAGCUCCGCGAGCCCAACACCGGGACACGUGUCUGGCUCGGAACUCACGCCACCCCGGAAAUGGCGGCCCGAGCUCACGACGUGGCGGCACUGGCGUACCGCGGGAAGUCCGCCUGCCUCAACUUCGCCGACUCCGCCUGGCGCCUCCCCGUUCCCGCCUCCGCCGAUCAAGACGACAUCAGGAGCGCGGCGGCGGAGGCCGCUGAGAUGUUCCGCCCCGGCGGCCCCGCGACGCCGGCGGAACAGGAAGAGGAAUGUAAGGACAACGGUGAUGAUAGCAGCAACGACACUAAAGUGGAGGCUGAGGAGGAAGAGCUGGAGAUGCCGAGGUUGCUGUCGGAAAUGGCGGAAGGGCCGCUGCUGUCCCCGCCGCCGAGCUAUGGAUAUGGAGGCGGGCGGGGAGGCGUGGAGGAGAGCUGCGACUGCGAUUGCGACGCUAAUGGUGGGUACGAUUGGACGUUAUGGAAUCAUUAGUUAGCUAGGGUUACUACUGUUGGGUGUUUGUUUGUGGACUACUCAAAGAAAAGAAGCCAUCGAGUUGCUGAGUGAGAGUGUGAUCUGAUAUUCAUUUAUAUGUAAUGUAAUGAGUGUGGGCGCCGAGGGGCAGUGGUCAGAGAUUCUGAGCCAAGUGAUAGGAAACAAAUAUUGUCGUUUUCU